AUGCAGAGAAAUUUUGCUGCUAGUUUUAAUAUUUGCCUUAUAAUAGUAUUGUUGUACGUGACAGCAGUCACAGCAAACUCAGUCAAACCAUUUACAUCACCGGCCCUCCCAGCAACGAUUGAAAAAAGAUGGGGUCCGUUUCUACCCGUCUCCAGUCCGACUGAACAACGUUCACGUAGCGUCAGGAAUUGCGGAGGAUCGAUACAAUUUGAUGACUUCCACCUCAUUAGUACCCCAGGAAAAUUAACUGUUCAUCUAUAUGCAGCAAAUUCACUAGACCACUUGGGUAAUGCUACAGUGCGCAUAAGUCAGUCAACAAACCCCAACAUUAUUUUAUUGCUUCCUAUCGACGACACUCGUUCGAGACUUGUUGACGUGCCAUGCGGUAGUGGUAAUACCGGUAGUAGCAGUGGUAAAGAAUGGUCGUGUCAAGUUACAUUUGGAUCUCCCACUGAAUUUAUCUUUUCUUAUGAAGCAGCUGCUGACGACAAAAACCACCUUAACACACUUUAUGAGAAUACCCAUAACGACUUUUUUGCGAAGUUUUACCUAUUUGAUCAGUUUAAUAACGAUAUUACGGGUUGUGCCGUAGUUCCUGUUGGCAAUGCCGAUUGGCCCGCCUCGGUGUCAGGCAAUGUCACAAAUGUGGCUACAAUUCCUUUUAUAGUCGGUGCAAUUAUUGCUAUUGCAGUCAGUGUGGUGCAACAGAUCGCCACAAUGCAGGCAGAAGAACCGGCCAAAGAAGUCCCAUUAUCGGCACAAAUUCCUUCCGUAUAUGACAUUUUUCGUGCUGCUCAGUUUGUCGUAACCAAUGCUCUCCUUUCAUUGCUUUGUCUCCCACCCUUGUUCCGGGACAUUUCGGUCAAACUUGCAUGGUUUAGCGCUGUGCCUUCAAGUAAAUUUAACGGCACCUUGUCCCAAAUUGCGGAUGACAAGAUCCGAGGAGGAAUAUGCCACACGCAGGUCAAUAACUGUCUUGAUAACGUGCAGAGCUUAACCGUGACAAAAUUUUGCAAGCCAGAGUUGAAACCGCUCUCUUCUGGUUUCACGUCUUUCGGAGAGAUGUUAAAUAUUCCCAGCUAUAAUAUGUUCUUUAUGGUGCUAGUCGUAUUCUGUAUAGUGUUGGCGUGUGUGAUGUUUGCUGCGCUCCUCUGUGGGUUAGUGGCACGUGCAUUAAAGAGUAAAUGGGAGAAGUGGCCCAUUUUGGAAAAAGCUUGGAAUAACAUUCCUCUUUUGGUCAUCGGUGGAGCGUUGCGAGUGGUGCUCCUGUUUCACGGCCCUCUCACACUUUUUGCCGUCUAUCAACUAACGCUUCAUUUCGACUGCUGGUUCUUGCUUUUUCUUGCCAUAUUGUGCAUUGCAUUGUUCACUUUUGGUACCAUAGGCUUUUGUACAUUCAGAAUCAUGCGGGAUAUGUACUAUAAUCCGGAUGCAUUCGAGACUCCAGUUCACGAAUUCGUUUACGGCGCUUUUUACACUCAGUAUCAGAGUGAUAAAGAUCCAAGCAAGACACGCAUCUGGUUUUUUAUUUUCACGACUGCUUAUGACGUGGUUCGAGCUAUCGGCAUCGGAGCUGCUCGUGCAAGCGGUGCCGCACAAACAAUCUACUUGAUGAUUGUCGAAGUAUUAUACUUCAUUGCGCUGUUACUUUUUAAGCCUUAUAUGAUAACCUUGAUGAACGCAUUGAAUAUAUUGAUAUCUUUUCUGAGGAUUGCGGUUAUGGUCCUGUUGUAUCCAGGCUUGAGCAAAUGCACAAAUAGUAUUUUUAAACUUGUUGCGCUCGGAUUGGAAGGCAUUAUUUCUAUAUUGUUGGUUGCCGUGAUGUUCAUAAAAGUGAUUGACUUUGCUGUGAAAAAAUGUCGCAGCAAGUCUGGCGGAGAUGCAGAUACAACUGAGAAUGAUACGGCGGAAAUCGAGAACGACCAAAUUUAA
Molecule: messenger RNA, 1932 nt
Organism: Paraglomus brasilianum
Lineage: Eukaryota; Fungi; Glomeromycota; Glomeromycetes; Paraglomerales; Paraglomeraceae
Source: the annotation of a GenBank genome assembly